This is a messenger RNA of Neogale vison (American mink), 3354 nucleotides long. RefSeq names its product exostosin glycosyltransferase 1 (gene EXT1). The record is from RefSeq and is a predicted model, not a curated record. Gene Ontology annotation, molecular function: glycosyltransferase activity. Lineage: Eukaryota; Metazoa; Chordata; Mammalia; Carnivora; Mustelidae. The coding region runs from base 737 to 2977 and encodes 746 amino acids. The transcript has 11 exons. Gene Ontology annotation, cellular component: membrane.
CGGGGGCCUGCGAAGCGCCGCUCGGGGCCGGCACUGCCCGCGGGGAGGACGCGCCGCCGCCGUCACCCAGCGCCGCCGCCGCCGCCUCCAGCCGGGCCGCCGCGCGUCCCGGGGGCCGGCCCCGCGAGCGCAGGAGUAAACACCGCCGGAGUCUUGGAGCCGCUGCAGAAGGGAAUAAAGAGAGAUGCAGGGAUUUGUGAGGUUACGGCGCCCCAGCUGCAAGAUGCACUAGCCGGCUGAACCCGGGGAUCGGCUGACUUGUUGGAACCGGCGUGCUCUGCACGGGAGUGUGUGGAUGAGUUGAAGUUGCUUUCCCGGGGCUCGUUUUCCACGCUGCCGAGAGGAAUCCGAGAGGCAAGGAAAUCACUUCGCCUUGCCAUUGAUUGGGCAUCGGGAGCUUUUUUUUUCUCCCCUCUCUUUCUUUUCCUCUGUCUUGUUGCAUGCAAGAAAAUUACAGUCCGCUGCUCGCCCGCCCUGGGUGAGAAAUAUUCAGCCCCGCUUUCUCCCGUCCAUUGUGCAAGCCAAAGAUGAAAGACCGAAGGGGAGAAAGUUAAAGAAAUCGCCCACAUGCGCUGGAUCAGUCCACGGCUUGGGGAAAGGCAUCCAGAGAAGGUGGGAGCGGAGAGUUUGAAGUCUUUACAGGCGGGAAGAUGGCGGACUGGAGCUGAAAGUGUUGAUUGGGAAACUUGGGUGAUCCUCGUGUUUAUUUACAACCCUCUUGACCCAGGCAGGACACAUGCAGGCCAAAAAACGCUAUUUCAUCCUGCUCUCAGCUGGCUCUUGUCUCGCCCUUUUGUUUUAUUUCGGAGGCUUGCAGUUUAGGGCAUCAAGGAGCCACAGCCGGAGAGAAGAGCACAGCGGUCGGAAUGGCUUGCACCACCCGAGUCCGGAUCGUUUCUGGCCCCGCUUCCCGGACGCUCUGCGCCCCUUCGUUCCUUGGGAUCAAUUGGAAAACGAGGAUUCCAGCGUGCACAUAUCCCCCCGGCAGAAGCGAGACGCCAACUCGAGCAUCUACAAAGGCAAGAAGUGCCGCAUGGAGUCCUGCUUCGAUUUCACCCUUUGCAAGAAAAACGGCUUCAAAGUCUACGUGUACCCGCAGCAGAAAGGGGAGAAAAUCGCCGAAAGUUACCAAAACAUUCUAGCGGCCAUCGAGGGCUCCAGGUUCUACACAUCGGACCCCAGCCAGGCGUGCCUCUUUGUCCUGAGUCUGGAUACUUUAGACAGAGACCAGUUGUCACCUCAGUACGUGCACAAUUUGAGAUCCAAAGUGCAGAGUCUCCACUUGUGGAACAAUGGUAGGAAUCAUUUAAUUUUUAAUUUAUAUUCCGGCACUUGGCCUGACUACACCGAGGACGUGGGGUUUGACAUCGGCCAGGCGAUGUUGGCCAAGGCCAGCAUCAGUACUGAAAACUUCCGACCCAACUUUGAUGUUUCCAUUCCCCUCUUUUCUAAGGAUCAUCCCAGGACAGGAGGGGAGAGAGGGUUUUUGAAGUUUAACACCAUCCCUCCUCUCAGGAAGUAUAUGCUGGUCUUCAAGGGGAAGAGGUACCUGACAGGGAUAGGGUCAGACACCAGGAAUGCCUUAUAUCACGUCCAUAACGGAGAGGACGUGGUGCUCCUCACCACCUGCAAGCAUGGCAAAGACUGGCAAAAGCACAAGGAUUCUCGCUGUGACAGAGACAACACCGAGUAUGAGAAGUAUGAUUAUCGGGAAAUGCUGCACAAUGCCACUUUCUGUCUGGUUCCUCGUGGUCGCAGGCUUGGGUCCUUCAGGUUCCUGGAGGCUCUGCAGGCCGCCUGUGUCCCUGUGAUGCUCAGCAACGGAUGGGAGCUGCCCUUCUCUGAAGUGAUUAAUUGGAACCAAGCCGCCGUCAUAGGCGAUGAGCGAUUGUUAUUACAGAUCCCUUCUACAAUCAGGUCUAUUCAUCAGGAUAAAAUCCUAGCACUUAGACAGCAGACACAAUUCUUGUGGGAGGCUUAUUUUUCUUCAGUUGAGAAGAUUGUAUUAACUACACUAGAGAUUAUUCAGGACAGAAUAUUCAAGCACAUAUCACGUAACAGUUUAAUAUGGAACAAACAUCCUGGAGGACUGUUCGUACUACCACAGUAUUCAUCCUAUCUGGGAGACUUUCCUUACUACUAUGCUAAUUUAGGUUUAAAGCCCCCCUCCAAAUUCACUGCGGUCAUCCACGCGGUGACCCCCCUGGUCUCCCAGUCCCAGCCAGUGUUGAAGCUUCUCGUGGCUGCCGCCAAAUCCCAGUACUGUGCCCAGAUCAUAGUUCUAUGGAAUUGUGACAAGCCCCUACCAGCCAAACACCGCUGGCCCGCCACGGCUGUGCCUGUCAUCGUCAUUGAAGGAGAAAGCAAGGUUAUGAGCAGCCGUUUCCUGCCCUAUGACAACAUCGUCACAGACGCUGUGCUCAGCCUCGAUGAGGACACUGUGCUUUCAACCACUGAGGUGGAUUUUGCCUUCACCGUGUGGCAGACCUUCCCUGAGCGGAUCGUGGGGUACCCCGCGCGCAGCCAUUUCUGGGAUAACUCUAAGGAGCGGUGGGGGUACACGUCCAAGUGGACGAACGACUACUCCAUGGUGUUGACGGGAGCUGCUAUUUACCACAAAUAUUAUCACUACCUGUACACCCAUUACCUGCCAGCCAGCCUGAAGAACAUGGUGGACCAACUGGCCAACUGUGAGGACAUUCUCAUGAAUUUCCUGGUGUCUGCUGUGACAAAAUUGCCUCCAAUCAAAGUCACCCAAAAGAAGCAGUAUAAGGAGACAAUGAUGGGGCAGACUUCUCGGGCUUCCCGCUGGGCUGACCCUGACCACUUUGCCCAGCGACAGAGCUGCAUGAAUACGUUUGCCAGCUGGUUUGGCUACAUGCCGCUGAUCCACUCGCAGAUGAGGCUCGACCCUGUCCUCUUUAAAGACCAGGUCUCUAUCCUGAGGAAGAAAUACCGAGACAUUGAGCGACUUUGAGGAAUCCAGCCAAGUGGGGGAGGGGAAGCGAGAAGGGACGGGGUCAAGCUGCUCUCUCUUCCCAGUGCAGAUCUGCUCAGCAGCGGAGCCAGAUUGUGCCAAGUAUCCAAAUAAUCUAAGAUGAACAGAAUGAUAAAAAAAGAAGAAGGAAAAAAAGAAAAAAAAAAAAAUAGGCCAAUGAAAAUUCGACUCCUGGCUCCGGGGACUGCACAGGACUGCUCCAAACUCACCUCACUGGCUUCUAUGUCCCAAGACUAGGUUGUGUACAGUUUAAUUAUGGAACAUUAAAUAAUUAUUUUUGAAAUGAUUGCUAUGCAGGUUUAAACUUUUUUAAUGAUCAAAACUAUUAAAAACCAGAGUUCUUUCUUUAAUCAAAA